AUGUCGUUUAUUAUUUUUCUAUUAUUCAGUUUGUUACAAAAAGUGAAAAUGCUUGUUCCUGACCAAGUGAACCCGUGGUAUGCUGCUCUUCUAGCUGCUGGUGGAGCAAUCGGUUAUCUGAAAGCCGAAAAUCUGAUGCUAUUUCAGGUUCCUGUUCCCUCUUUGGUUGCUGGUGUAGGCAGUGGCGCAAUUGUGGCCGCCUUCACUUUCUAUGAUCUACCUUACAAAACUCUUGCUGUGGCAGGUAAGCCGUUGACCUCUUUUGCAUCGCUUUCAACUGUCGAUCAUAAGUGUGUUUCUGGUGUUCUUGCCUACGUUAUGGGCAUGCGCUUCGCAAACUCACACAAAAUUAUGCCUGCCGGUAUAAUAGCAGCGGCAAGUAUUGGUGCUCUGCUUGUUCAGCUAGCACAUAUGCAUAGAACGAACAGCCUACAGUGA
Molecule: messenger RNA, 438 nt
Organism: Ostertagia ostertagi
Lineage: Eukaryota; Metazoa; Nematoda; Chromadorea; Rhabditida; Trichostrongylidae
Source: the annotation of a GenBank genome assembly